AUGGCGCCUUAUACUCCAGCUGCCUGGAUGCCGGACUGGCCUCGACAUUCACAAGAGCCUCGAAAGACUCCCUCGCCACAACCAUACCAUGGCAUGGAGCUUACAUUUCCAGCUGAGAUCAGUAUCAAAGCCGCACCACAACUCGGAUAUCGCCGCCAUGAGUUUGGAAACAGAGACAGUCAAAUACAUACAAUGGAUUCCACUCACUCGGGCGACCAACCACCGUACCCUGUCACGCCUUAUCUGCCCCAAAUCGCAGUUCCAGAGUCUCAGACACCUCGUCUGGUCGAGUCAGGGACAUUUCUACCCAGGAAUAUGCAAAGAACGGCGUCGGCGCAGGACAAGGCUUCUUACCAAGAACAUUACUUUCAGCCGGCACGUCUUCUCCAACCGAAACAGGGCUUCAUGAUUCUCCAUGACGAGCCAAAAGCGCAAGAUGAGCAGCGUUUCGGAACGUUCGUCACUAAUGAGGCCGGAUUCCUCAUGAUCAGGCCGUUGCGAGAAGGAUCUUCGCGAUACACGAACCACGACAUGGAUCAUUCAUUGAUUGAGCAUGUCGAGACCGCCGAGCUUUUCGUUCGGAAGCGAUGGAAUAUCUCGAGCAAUCACCAUCGAAAGCGCGCUGUCGUCGAAAGCAAGGCACUGUGGCAGAUCAAGCACGCGGGAUCGUCACCGCAUACCAUCGGCAUCUUCGAGACCUUCUUCGAACCAUGUUCUAUCUAUUGCAGCAUGAUCACAGAGUACUGUGACUGCGGUACGCUGGAAGACUUCAUCAACCGCUACAUUCGAGAGGCUAAGUCGACUCCUGAAGCCUUCGCUUGGCACGUGCUGUCGUCGUUAGUCUCAGCUCUGUGCAUGUGUCACUAUGGCUUGAGCGAUGCGCAAAGCCUGAUCACUGUACAGCCUUGGGCCACGCUUUAUCACUUCGACGUCCAACCUGGCAAUAUAUGGCUAUCUUCUCAAGACACAGCAUACCCACGGGUAGUGCUUGGCAAUUUCAGCUGCGUGAGCAGUCGAGUAGAGGUGGAGUCGGGAGAAGCACAUAACGCCAUCCAGAGAUACGGCACUUCUGCUUGGCUACCACCAGAAGCCCACCCCAACCAGCAUUUUGCGGCGAUCCUUGGCAAGUGUACUGACAUCUGGCAAGCAGGGGCUGUCAUCCAGGCCAUGUGCUACUUGAUCCGUAUACCAGACAUGACCUUGGCUGAGAGGCCAUGCGGAAGCCGGUACUCCUUCACACUCAACAACAUCAUCUCGUGUUGCAUGAACUGGGACUGGGCCAACCGACCCACUGCGGUCGACCUGAUGAGAGAGAUUGAGAGGGGGAGACAUACACUAAGAUGGAAGGCAGACGGCCAAUCGAGAUACCAGGAUCGUAGGUGA
Zasmidium cellare ATCC 36951 is the source of this 1383-nucleotide messenger RNA. RefSeq lists its product as uncharacterized. The record is from RefSeq and is a predicted model, not a curated record. Gene Ontology annotation, molecular function: ATP binding; protein kinase activity. The transcript has a single exon. Gene Ontology annotation, biological process: protein phosphorylation. Bases 1 to 1383 code for a protein of 460 amino acids. NCBI's taxonomy places the organism in Eukaryota, Fungi, Ascomycota, Dothideomycetes, Mycosphaerellales, Mycosphaerellaceae.